AUGCUGCGAGUCGGUGCAUUUUCUUCGCCGACAAAUCUAUUAAAUACGAGCGUUGCUAUGCUAUUAAGUCAACUUGCAUCUUCAACUAAGACGGCCGACGACGUUUUUCGUAAAGGCAUAGUUGCAAAUAACCUUUUAAUAAAGACUCGCCGUGCUCUUGCUUUUCGUGUUAGUAAUGCUUCUUCUUUUUUUCGAACUCGUAUCGCCGCUGCUUCCUUUGCCGCCGCUAAUGCUAAAGGUCUUUUAGCUAGCUUAGGUCCCGUCUUAGCGUUACGCUUACUUGCCGCCGCUGCUACCGCCGAUCUAGCUUCGUUAGACUUGCUGCGUCAGAUCUUAGCUAUAGUAGAUCGAAACAAUACUUUGCUAAGUAACUUUCUUAGCCGCCACUUCUUACCGCGAAAAGGCUUCGCCGAAGUGUUCGUUAAGCUUUUAAUCGCGGCAAUACCGGUAGUUCUUUUUCGCGAGGUUCUAGCCGUAGCAAUACUCGUAGUUUUACGAAAAGUUCGAGUCGUGGCAACAUCGGUAGGACUUCGAAGAAUAAGAGCAAUGCUUAAAGUGCUGCGAAGAGCUCUCGUACUAUUUUAUUUAGCCUUGAGUUGUGAGGUCGGAAGGGUUUUUAUCGCGAGUCGGCAGCUUGCUAAGUAA
This is a messenger RNA of Drepanopeziza brunnea f. sp. 'multigermtubi' MB_m1, 645 nucleotides long. Lineage: Eukaryota; Fungi; Ascomycota; Leotiomycetes; Helotiales; Drepanopezizaceae. The record is from RefSeq and is a predicted model, not a curated record.